AUGGCGAGACAGCACUCUCUUCAAUAUGGGCGAGGUGCCUUGCCAGCCCGAACAAAAAGUCCUAGGAUGAGAGUAGAUAAUAAACAGUUGGAUCACUUUUUGACUUACAUAACUAGCCCGCACGUUAUCCAGGAUCUUCCUUUUGGGCAGCGAUAUCUCCGCCUAUCUUCUGGAAAGAUAUUAGAAACCCCAAAUGUCAUUAGGGCGAUGAUCCCUAACAGGCUAGUAAAGCAGUACCAGGCUUAUUGCGAGGAGACGAAUUUCACUCCAUUCAGCCCAACAACAAUGUUAAGAGUCCUGUCUGCCUGCAGGGCGACCGUAAGGAAGUCCUUGCAAGGGCUCGACUACAUUGCUUCGGAUCGCGCGAAAGGGUUUGAAGCUUUGUGUGGAAUAGUGGACCAACUUAAAGAGAGAGGUCUGGACAGAGAGACUGCCAAAAAAUGGGAAGUGUCUCUGAGGGAAGGCAAGCAUUAUCUGAAGGCUGAUUAUAAGGUAUCAGAUACGGUUUAAAACAUGGUUAACUGAAAGUAAACCGUAAUAUAUAACGAACUGCCACGAGACUGGCAAAAUGGCAAAAUCUGUUAACUUUGUCGUGAGGGCUUAUUUAAAUCAGGUGGGUUCUUUUCCAAACUAAUUAUACUAUUGUUGGGCAAGAGAACACAGCUCUCUAUACUGGCGACCGUCUUCGCCUUGCUAGGUGUGUUCUUUAUUCUACCAAGAUUCAUAUUUUCUAAUUGCUUUAACCAAACUUGGCAAAAAUAUUGCGGGUACAAUAGAUGAAAGCUCAGAAACUUCAAACGGUCACUAAAUUUACUACUUUAUUUACUUGUGUGAAAGUCUCAGUAAUGUUCUUUUUUCAAUUAAAACAUUCUUGACUGAGUCAACGUUUGUACCUGAAGAACUAGAAGACGUCUUGUACACGCAUAGUCAUGCAGUCCAGGCAAUCCACCCCUGGAGAGCAUAUCAACUCAGGUGUGUCAGGCAAGAUACAGCAAGGAUGGCGUGCUUAAGCGCUUUAGAUGAGACCUCUGUACUCGUAACACAAGAUUGGGCUAUGAAGUUUUUACGGCUCAAAUAUAGAGAAAACCAAUCAGAUUGGUACGGGAAACGAGGAAUAUCGUGGCAUAUAAGUGUCAUCGCAAGAAAAAUGAGAGGGCUUUUAGAAAGUCAGUCCUUCGUCCACAUAGUUGAGAAUACAUCACAAGACAGCUCAGUUGUAGUGCGAAUUAUUGAGGACACCUUAAGGUCGCUGAAAGAGGAGAAUCCUAGAAUCAACAGUGCCUUUCUACGGCAAGAUAACGCGGGAUGUUAUCACAGUUCUGCUGUAAUAGCAUCAUGCACCCUAAUGAAGGCAAACACUGCGAUAGACGUUUGCAGAGUAGAUUUCAGUGACCCUCAAGGAGGCAAGGGGGCUUGUGACCGAAAAGCCGCCACUAUCAAGGCCCAUGUCCGCAGGUAUGUAAAUGAGGGCCACGACAUGCAAGAUGCUGAACAGCUUCAAACAGCUAUCCUGUCUAAUGGCGGUGUCACCGGGGUUCGCGUUACUGUUGUUAAUGCUGCCGUUUCUGCCUGUGAACUGCCUCAAGUCAAACUUGAUGGUAUCAGCACGUUAAACAACUUUGAGUACUGCAAAGACCAGUUGACAGUUUGGAGAGCUUUCAACGUCGGAAAUGGAAGGGAGAUCAGCCAAACGAAAGUUCAAGGUAAAAAAAAAAAUACGGGCAUAGUGAUAUGUAAAUGUACUGUAUUGGAGUGUUGCAAAUACUCACUGACUUAGCCAGCUAAUAAUUACGGACAACGGGCAAUAUUAACAGUGUAAGAGAGUCUAUACUAAUGGCUACUAUGGACAACUCAGUCAGUUGUGUACAUGAUAAAUUAACAAACCUUUAAAAGACGCGAAAAACGUUUCAUCUAAAAUUAAAAAAGACUUCCAUUUCAAUGUUCGCUUUUUUAGUUGCUGAUGUCUUGCAAAGCUGCAAAUUUACUUGCUGAUUUUCCCCUGGUGACUUUGUAAAAGCAUCCAAGGAAGCCUCAAAGAAGCCAAGACCCAAUGAAACGAUGACAGUAGAAGAAGCGAAAGACGCUUCUGUCUUGUUCUCCUGCCCAAAUGAAGGUUGCAUCAAGGUAUACGAGAGAUACUCGAGUCUCGAAAGGCAUAUGUCGUUUGGCAAAUGCAAGUUGAUUCCGGAGAAAGAGACUUUGCUGGACAGGGCUAAAUUAACGUACCACGCUAUCCUUCAGGACGAUAUUGGCAUUGCAAAAGUAUUUGAAGGAAGGGAAACGGAGAAGAAGCACGGUGUCAGUUUACCUGAGGGUUGGGCGUUGAAAACUGCAAAGAAGUCGUCACGGUUUAACGAAUCACAAAGAAAGUACCUGGAGGAAAAAUUUGAGCUUGGACAGCAAACAGGCCACAAACAAAACCCUGAGAAAGUGGCGAGAGAUACGCGUUUUGCAAAAAAAGCAGAUGGUUCGAGGCUAUUCUCGAGUGAUGAGUUUCUUACCUCGCAGCAGAUACAGUCUUUCUUUUCAAGAUUAUCGUGCAAGUUGCGUCACGCUGUAGAGGUUAGCGACUCAGAUUUACAAGCUUCUCAGGAUGAACAAGAGUUUUGCGACACCCGCCAGACUGUGUUAGAGGAAGUACAGCUAGAACAUCCCAUCGCUUAUGACAACCUAAACCUUUGCGAAUUGACCAAGAAAGGUAACAUGAAAACACUCAGCAUUGCAAUGCUGAAGAACAUAUCAUAUUUUGAUAUCUGCACGGAAGAAUUUAACCCAAGGCGCAAGGCAUAG
Messenger RNA from Porites lobata, 2790 nucleotides. The record is from the annotation of a GenBank genome assembly. NCBI's taxonomy places the organism in Eukaryota, Metazoa, Cnidaria, Anthozoa, Scleractinia, Poritidae.